AUGCUCGGUCUAGGCAGCCUGGGAGUAGGUUCCCUCUUUGCAUCAUUACUCCAGCUCUUCGGCAGAGAGUCAUCCUCUAUUACGCACCAUCCCGUACUUCCACCCUCUUAUCCAUUAGCAGUUCGCAAUCCCUACCUAUCAGCAUGGAUGCCCAGCGACCAAGUCCCUCAGCUGCCAUUUUCCGAGCCUCAGUUCUGGGCGGGCCAAAAAUUGGGAUGGUCUGUGAUUAUCCGUGUCAAUGGACAGGCGUACAGUCUGAUGGGCAUGCCUGACACCGACGGUAAAUUCAUUCGCCCUGCCGAGGUACGACGUGCGGAGUUCACGGCUACUCAUACGAUCUUUGAUCUUGUCGCCGGACCUGUUGCGGUCACAUUGGACUUCUUGUCGCCAGUUUCGCCCUCGGAUUAUUUGAGGCAGUCGCUUCCUUUCAGUUAUUUGACAGUACUUGUGUCUGGUUCGCACGGCUAUGACAUCCAAGUUUAUUCUGAUAUUGAUGCCAGAUGGACUGGUCGAGAGAGUCGCUCAGAGUGUGAAUUUGAAGAAAAUGACGGUCUCGCUUUUUAUUCUCUUACAGUUGGAGAUGCGACACUGUACGAAGAGGCCGAUGACAUGGCGCUUUGGGGAUCGGCCAUCUUUGCCUCCCGGCCGUCGAACUUCACGACUUUGUCCGCUCAUUCGGGCAGCCCAGAAGACGUCAGGCGAAAUUUUAUUGAAGAAGGCAAGCUUUCCGGUGAAGGGAGCUGGAGUGGUGGGAAUGUGGUCGCACUCGCUCACGAUCUCGGUGAAGUCACAGGAGGGCUUUCUGUGAACUUCGCAGUCGGGUACGAAAGAGAGGCCGCAAUUAAUUACUUGGGACAACCAUAUACGGGUUACUAUCGAGCAAAGUAUCCGACUACGUCGAGCGCACUUUCGUUCUUCUUGGAUGACUACGCUAAUGCCUUGCUGGAGUCUCUGAAGCUGGACCAGGAGCUCACCACUUCAUCUGCGGCCGCUGCGGGCUCCAAGUACGCUGAUAUCCUUGCUCUGUCAACACGGCAAGUGUAUGGAGGCAUUGAUUUGACUAUUCCCAAUGGCUCACUUGACACGGACGACGUGUUAGCUUUCAUCAAAGAGCUUUCUAGCGACGGGAAUGUUAAUACCAUCGAUGUGAUUAUGCCCGCUUUUCCUAUAUUCUAUGUCAUGGAUCCGGACUACAUUCGUCUGCUUUUGGAGCCCGCGAUGAAAUAUCUUGCUGCUGGUCGUUGGCAUUUGCCAUAUACAAUCCACGAUAUCGGUACUCAUUAUCCUCACGCUAUCGGCCAUGAUGAUCAAAAGGCUGAGCCUAUGCCUAUCGAGGAAUCCGGUAACUUGCUUAUUCUAGCUGCCACAUACUCUCACGCAAUAGGUGACACAAACUGGACGUCACGGUACACUAACAUCUUCCGGGGGUAUGCCGACUAUUUGGUAGAAAAUGGCAUUGACAUCGCCAAUCAACUGUCAUCCAAUGAUGCAGCUGGUCCUCUCACAAAUGAGACAAACCUUGCAAUCAAGGCUGCAGUUGGCAUCAAAGCUUUUGGACAGAUGAGGGGGGAAAACUAUUAUUCCCUCAUUGGGGACGAGCAUGCCAGCAUCAUAUUCCAACAAGGCUUAGGAACUGAUCUCAAUCAGACGCACUUUGCGCUGCAAUACCCUGACUGGCCAGAAACCUGGAAAACACCAUACAAUAUGUUCCCUGAUGUCCUGCUGGGCUUGAAAACAUUCCCCGACGCUGCUUAUCGAAUGGGAAGUGACUUCUUUAGAACCGUGCGUGGCGAUUAUGGCGUUCCACUUGACAAUCGCCAAGAUUGGGCCAAAUCAGACUGGAAUAUGUGGUUGGCUGGAACUUUCGAGACGAGCACGCGGGACGAGUUUGUCGAAGACCUCUGGGCCUUUAUGACCAAUGGAAAACACAACUGGCCAUUCUCUGACCGGUACGUUGCAAGUUCAGAACAUGGCAAUGAGCCCGGGGUUCCUAUCUUGUGUCGAGCACGCCCUACUGUUGGAGGUCACUUUGCUCUUCUUGCGCUUGCGGGGCCACGGUCUAUGGGAUCUAUAUCUUGUUGCCGUGGGGUUGGGUCGGAAUCCUUGGGGCAUGGAGACAAAUUGCAUCCCCUGACUGGAAAGCAUACAGAGGAGCUUUGA
Molecule: messenger RNA, 2160 nt
Organism: Penicillium olsonii
Lineage: Eukaryota; Fungi; Ascomycota; Eurotiomycetes; Eurotiales; Aspergillaceae
Source: the annotation of a GenBank genome assembly